GGUGACGUUUUCAGCAACUCCUCCCCUCUCGGUCCUCUAUGCCUCUGCUGUCUCCUCUCCCACUCUUUGAAGGUCUCUCAUCCUGUCUGCUGAAGUAUUGGUGUAACUGCCGAGAGACACUGCAACCAUGGCUGCUACUGGAACUUUCCGUAUGGUAUCUGAGGAGGAGCAGGCCAUGAGGUCAAAGCUGGAGCAUCUGACAGUGAAGGAUCAUGGGCCUGUGUUUGGGCCAUGCCUCAAACUGCCUGGUCACACUGUGCAAAAGGCGAAGGAUGAGCUGAAUGAGACAGAUGAGAGACGGGCGUCAUCACUGAAGGAUCUGCGGGCCAUGAUGAAGGAGAGGGCAGUGGAAGGAGACGACCUGGUAAAACUGGUGCAGGAGCGCUUUGGAGACAAACCGGACUCUCUGCUGCUGCGCUUCCUCAGAGCCCGAAAGUUUGAUGUUGCCAGAGCCCACGAGCUUAUGAAAGGUUAUGUGCGCUUCAGAAAAGAGUAUCCUGAGCUGUUUGAGAACCUGACCCCUGAGGCAGUCCGCAGCACCAUCGAGGCAGGAUACCCUGUGGUUCUGCCCAGCAGAGACAAAUAUGGCCGCGUGGUCAUGCUCUUCAACAUUGACAACUGGGACCUGGAGGAGAUUACUUUCGAUGAGGUCUUGAGAGCAUACUGUGUGAUCCUGGAGAAGCUACUUGAAAAUGAAGAGACUCAGAUCAAUGGAUUUGUCCUGAUAGAGAAUUUCAAAGGCUUCACCAUGCAGCAUGCCUCAGGAAUAAAGACAGCUGAGCUCAAGAAGAUGGUGGACAUGCUACAGGACUCUUUUCCUGCCCGUUUCAAAGCAGUCCAUGUUACUCACCAGCCCUGGUAUUUCACCACCACAUACAACGUGGUUAAACCCUUCAUGAAGGCCAAGCUUCUGGAGAGGGUUUUUGUUCAUGGUGAUGAGCUGGACAGCUACUUCAAAGAAUUUGAUGCAGAUAUCCUGCCUUCCGAUUUUGAUGGAAAAGCCCCAGUGGCUGACUACCAGAGCAUCGCUACUAAGCUUUUCGGCUCUGAAGACACCGCUCUCUGAAAGAAUAUUGCUUCCUCUUUUUUAGAGGCCUUAAUCCAAGAUCCUUCGCUUGUGAUCAGAUUUGUGGACAAUGAUGAAGCUAGGUUAUUUUGUGUGUAUGUGUGUGUGUUUGUGUGUAAUUCAGGCAGUUGAAAUAAACAACAGUCUAGAGUUAGAAGCAGGGGAUGAUUUGCAAAUAAUAGGAUUUAAGUGGAAAAGUAAAAAGAUGUUUAGAUAUUGCUGAGAGAGCAGUUGAUAGUUAAAAUAACUUCAUAUAACUAGCGUUCCUUGUUAUUGUGUGAACAAAGGAAAAAUGAAGAGAGUUGAGAUGAUGAUAUAAACCACAACCACAGUGACUUUGGUUUGAUUUAAUUUGCCUUAAAGGUAACUUUUACAAGAACAACUUUGUGCCUACAACACUUUCAUUUUAGCACAUGGACACAAGUUGCUGUGGUACAGAUUCUGUACUUUACAGUUUUAAGGGAUGACUUUAUGAAUAGACAAGCCAGCAUUAGAUUGCUGUUUCAGGAGCAGGGGACUCUUGAUGCAGUGCCUUGGAAAAAGUUCUCAAAAGCCUUGUUUCCAAAUCUGCAAGUAUCCUGUGGGUUGUAAUACUCAAGAUGUCUUGUGUACCAUAAAUAUCUUCUCUGCCUGUUACACUGGAUUUAAGUCAAUAAAAAUAUUUUGUGUCUACA
Molecule: messenger RNA, 1740 nt
Organism: Melanotaenia boesemani (Boeseman's rainbowfish)
Lineage: Eukaryota; Metazoa; Chordata; Actinopteri; Atheriniformes; Melanotaeniidae
Gene: rlbp1a
Product: retinaldehyde binding protein 1a
Exons: 8
Coding region: 128-1066 (312 amino acids)
Cellular component (GO): membrane
Molecular function (GO): phosphatidylinositol bisphosphate binding
Source: RefSeq, a predicted model, not a curated record